UACGAAAGGUUCAGUGUCUGUGUUAAUACUUCAUAUUUACAAAUACCCCCUCCAGGUUGGCGUUGUGGUUGGGUCGGCAGUAGGUGCCUGCGCAUUGCGCCGGGCUGGUCCUCCGAGUUCCCGUCAUGCCAAUCUGCGUCUCCAGGCAGCUGGGGCCGGGGGCGAGAGCGAGAGCGAGAGCGGCAGGAACUGGAGCUCGGCUCCAAAGUUGGCGCCGAUGGCAGCCGGUCGUUAACGCCAGCGACGCGCAGUUCGCCCCGUGCAGCGCUUCGCACCUCUAUUUUGUCCCCAAUCCUCCCUCUCUCCCUCCGUUAAAGAAAAAAUUCUGAGUGGUGCGAUUUAUCGGCUGUCCAUGUCGAAAAGGUUGAGGAGCAACGACAUCUGCGCCGACUGCAGUGUCCCCGAUCCUCGCUGGGCGUCAAUAAACAGGGGUGUUCUGAUCUGUGAUGACUGCUGCAGUGUACACCGCAGUUUGGGCCGACAUAUCUCUCAGGUACGACACCUGACACACACACCCUGGCCUCCUACUCUGCUACAGAUGGUACAAACCCUUGUUGCCAAUGGUGCAAAUUCCAUUUGGGAGCACUCCUUGCUGGAUCCUACAUCUGCAGUAAGUGGAAAGCGCAAGGCCAGCCCCCAGGAUAAAGUACACCCUAAUAAAGCAGAAUUUAUAAGAGCCAAAUACUCAAUGCUGGCAUUCGUCCAUCGUUUACCAUGUCGUGAGGAUGACAGUGUUGCAGCCAAAGACCUGAGCAAACAAUUGCACUCAAGUGUGCGGACAGGGAAUUUGGAGACCUGCCUACGACUGCUCUCGUUAGGAGCACAAGCAAAUUUCUUUCACCCUGAGAAAGGAAACACUCCUCUUCAUGUGGCAAGUAAAGGAGGACAGAUUCUGCAGGCUGAACUGCUGGCAGUAUAUGGUGCUGAUCCCGGUGCCCCUGAUGCUAAUGGCAAGACUCCAAGCGACAAUGCAAGGCAAGCAGGACACCACGAGCUAGCAGAUCGUUUGGUAGAAAUACAGUAUGAACUCACUGAUAGACUAGCCUUCUUUCUCUGUGGAAGAAAACCAGAUCACAAGAAUGGACAGCACUUCAUAAUUCCACAGAUGGCUGAUAGUUUGGAUUUGUCAGAAUUAGCGAAGGCAGCAAAGAAAAAACUUCAGUCGUUAAGUAAUCACUUAUUCGAGGAGUUAGCUAUGGAUGUAUAUGAUGAAGUAGACCGAAGAGAAACUGAUGCAGUUUGGCUAACAACUCAAAAUCACAGCACGUUGGUCACAGAAACAACAGUCAUUCCCUUCCUUCCUGUGAAUCCAGAGUAUUCGGCAACUAGAAAUCAGGGGAGGCAGAAGCUGGCACGGUUUAAUGCUCAUGAGUUUGCCACUCUCGUCAUUGAUAUUUUAAGCGAUGCCAAGCGGAGGCAACUUGGGAAUCCUGUCACUAGUCCCAAAGAUAAUGUGGAGCUUGUACUGAAGAGCAUUAAUGAUUGUCAUGGCAGUGUGAGCCAUGACAAUGAUCAGCCUGACUAUGACAGUGUUGCUUCAGAUGAAGAUACGGAUCAGGAACCAACAACUAAAGCAAACAGAGCAAAGAGCAUGGACUCUGAUCUAUCAGACGGCCCAAUUACAUUGCAGGAAUACAUGGAGGUGAAAAACGCACUCAGUGCUUCCGAGGCAAAGGUACAGCAGCUGAUGAAAGUGAACAGCAACCUGAGCGACGAGCUGCGUUUGAUGCAGAAAAAACUCCAAACGCUGCAGAGUGAAAACACCACCCUCAGGCGACAGGUCACUACGAAUAUCUAUCAAGUUCCCACCUGUUCAGAAUACCCAGGUCCCUCCAAUCCUUCAUCCUUAAAACGGCGCCCGUCUGCACGUGGCAGCCGGCCUAUGUCCAUGUACGAAACUGGCUCUGGUCAAAAACCCUAUCUCCCAAUGGGGGACGUCACGUACCCAGAGGACAGUAUAGCAGGACUUCAGCCCUUCCCUCAACAUAUUGGGAGGAGUGCCUUUGUGACCUCCUCUUCAUCUCUACCUUCCUUCCCUUCCACGCUUUCAUGGUCCCGGGAUGAGAACACCCGAAGGGCAUCAAAACUCGAGAAACAAAACAGCAUGCCAGAUAGUGACUACGAUAAUGCAGCAAAUGACUUGGAACUGGAUGAGACAGGCUCCUGCCGAAAGGGUAAGCCAAAGAGCAUAGGGCGGCACGGGGAAAACCCUAUUCUGGAAGUGGACAAUCCAGGUGCAGAUUCAGAUUCCACGCUCCCCAGCACAGAGGACGUCAUCCGAAAAACAGAACAAAUCACAAAAAAUAUUCAGGAGCUGUUGCGAGCUGCACAGGAAAACAAGCAUGACAGCAGGCAGAUUGAACGCGAGAGCCUGCGCAAGUUCAGGCACAGCCUCGGCUGUUUCAGUACGUUGGUUCUGCGGGCCGACAAAUCUUCCCUUCAGCCUCUGACCCUGCAGCAGCAGCCUGACCCUGCCACCUGCUUUAUGCCCUGCUCAGAAAGGAUACAUGUUGCUGUAGCUGAGAUGGCAGCUCUUUUCCCAAAGAAACCUCGCUCAGACAUGGUUCGGGCCUCACUGAGUCUAUUAACUGCAAGUGCGUACAGACUUCAGUCAGAAUGCAAGAAAGCACUACCUGCAGAACCCAGUCCCAUGACUGACAUCCAACUGGUGACACAGCAAGUGAUCCAGUGUGCAUACGAUAUUGCCAAAGCUGCCAAGCAACUUGUUACCAUAAUGACAAAAGAAAACAACUGAUUACUAUUUUCCCCUUUUUUUUAUUUGCAAGAUUUUUUUUUACAUAAGAGAAAACUAUUUUAAAUAUUCACCAGAUUUGGUGUGGGCUUUCUGUCAGUAUUAUGUUUGCAUGCUUUUUAAUAUAAUUUACAUUUUUGGAUAUUAAAGUAGUUUUUCUCUGCUUAUGUUUGUGGCCAUUAGGCUGACUUUUUUUUGGUGCUUUUUUUUUGUUGUCACAUUGCCUUCAGGGAGCUAAAUCAGGCAGAUAACAGUUGCUAAUUAGAUUUGUGUAUCUUAUUGUUUGAAGUGUAUUAAUGACAACUAUAUUACAACUUAAAAGCUCUAUUUCUUUGUUCUCGAGCUCUGCAGUAUUUCCAUAUUAUGCCUUGCUAGGGGAAAUAUUGUUUGAAGUUGCUCCAUUGGGGUAGUUUUUUUAAAAAAAACUUAACAUUCACCAUUCUAUAAAUAAGAUUUAAAUUAUUGUUCAAUGGCAGUCAGGAUACAAAAUCCAGAGGGUAAUAGAGUGGGAAUAGGUGUGGUGGAAAGUAGCACAAAAAUGUGGAAACGUUGGAAGAGUGAUGCUGAAGUUGGAUUUAGGGAAGUAUUUAGAUUGUAUAAGAAAGAUGUUUAAGAGCAGUUUGGCACCAUGAAGGGCUGUAGUGGUAAAACUGAGAUUAUGGAAUUAGAUAUUUUAGCUGAAACCAAAUGACAAUGGGGUGUUGCUAAGCACUUUCCCUUUUUAAUUCAGUGGCCAAAUUUCAGCUGGAAGUAUUAUCUAAAAUGGGGGAAAGAGCAGAGGUGUGGGGCUAAUUGGAUAGCUCAGCACAGGGCACAACAGGCCAAAUAGUCUAUUUCUGUGCUCUAUCGUUAUUUAUGAAAUCUUACAAAAGUUGCUAUUUUAGCAAGCAUUUGGACUGCAUUCAGUUAUAAAGAAUUUCAUGUUUCUGCAAUCUCUAUUGUCAACAAGCAGUUGUCUAUGUUCAGUUGAUCAUAGACAUUAGGUAGCUUGCAACAACAAAUGGUGUGUUUAGCCAUUUUAGUGUUUUAAACAUCCAUUACCAUGCCUUCAACGUAGCUUGUCAGUUCUGUUGAAUGUGAAUGGUAUUAACUAUGCUUCCUUAUCCAACGACAUGCACAAACUUUAAACCAGAAUCUGUAUUAUUUGUCAAAAGUUAGAUUGGUCAAAGUGUUUUUGAACAAAAAGCCAUACUCAUUAUUGCUUUGUGCACAUUGUACCUUAUGGUAUCACGGCUUGUGACCUACAUGGUUGACAACACAGAAUCAAUACAAUGUACUGCCUGUACAACCAAUCCUUAAGAUUGAUUAGGUUUUCUUGUGGAAGGUAUUUUACAACUGUGUUCAGGCUAUAUAUGCAGAAGUUAUUUAUUGUACAGAACUGUACAUCAUUUUUGAUCAGUUAAUUCUCAAAACCAUUUACUUCAAUUAGUUUUAGUUGGCCAGCUUUUAAAGUUGACUAAAUUUGUGAUGUGGUCAGCAUAUUGUAGUCAAACUUGUAAUCUUAUGCACUUAUUUGUACAGGCAACCCCUGCGUUAUGGCCGUUCAGGUUACAGAAAUUCACCCUUACGCAAUUCGCAAUUCACAAAUCACUACCUAAAAAUUUGAGAUACAGAGUAAAAUCCACUCUUACAGAAUUCGUGUGGGGAAAAGAUAAACACAAAGUGCGAAAGAAACAACAAAUUUUGUCAAUUUUUAUUUUUAAUCGCUGAGCUCUGUGGAGCAAUAAGAUUUAAAUGUGAUUUCGCCAUGUCAACAGUCAGAGCCAACCCCUCUUUUUGGCCCCACUCUCCAGUCUGAGGACAUGAGAACAGAGGUCUCACUGCCGCACUCUUCAUCUGUGAGGCAUUUGGUAGAGCCAUGGCAGUCAUGGCUGGCUCCUUAAAGUAACCACCACCCCACCUCCCAAACUCCUACACCACCAUUCUUCGACGAACCCCAGUCGUCAAAUCCCAUCCCUUUCCCUAUAUCCCCACUUCCUAAUCCACAAGCCUUGCACGUCGGAGCAAAUGCCUUGCAGACAGAGCAUGGCGGCACUGCACUCUGAGACAUCCGUUCACAUGUCUUUGGACUGGAGAGCGAGUGGCAAAGGAGAGACCCAGCUGCGACUACCAAUCCAGUCGAUGUGCUGACUCGUAUCCAAAUCUUAUUGCCCCAGAGUAUUGAUGGAGUAAAAAUUUGACAACUUAUUUCUUUUGCUGGAGCCUUGUCCAUCCCCUGAGACAAAUGUUGACCUCGGCAGUUAAAUAACGGCAGUGGGUCACUUUGAUAUCACUGAUUAAAAUUACUUAAUAUGAGGGAAGUAAUACCGUGGGAGCACAUCAUAACAUGGGAUUCAAUGAGAAAAGGGGCUUCUUGUUACAGAAAAUGGCAUUAAAGAUGUUCUCAUAGGAAUGCAACCCCUGUGAAACGGUGGGGUGGGGGUUGCCUGUAUUGAAUUCCCAAAAGAUUUGAUUUUUGUCAAUCUUUGCAUCGUCAGUCAGAUGCAUCAUUUUCAGUCCUGGCAUGGGGACUUUAACUUGUAGAUUAGAACCCACCAAAAAAAAAAUUAGCACAACUUCCUUUUGGAGUGGUGAUUCCCAGUUCUCUGUGGCUUCAAAUUCUCCUUGACAGCAAGUGAAUUAACAGAUGGAGUACUGCAGAAGUCACCAGAUUUUUAUGCAAGUUAUUUUGAAACGGUAUAACUGGUCUGCCCAGUCAACUUUGUAUUAAUGAAUGAAUCUGCACCUAGACUAAUCAGUGUAAAGUACAGUAUGGAUUUGAACUGGCAGGACCAGUCCAUAAGUGCACUUCCUGCCAGCAGCUCACUGAGUCAUUGGCAGCAGUAUUCAGGGAAACAGUUAACCCUGAUCAGUCUCCUGUGUAAAGGAGAAACCGUAGCGAGAUAAGGUAGUGGGAACAGUUAAUGAAGGAGGGAUUAAUCAAGAUCAUAUCCUUUGUCUCCUUAGCAAGAUGAUGCCACAGUACGUUUGUGAACUUUGGUUAGGUUCAAAGUGGGAGAUGGAGCCUUACUGGUAAGGUGCUGUGGAUGAUUUAGCACAAGUGACUUUGAGAAGAGAGUAGCAAAUUUAUGCAGGUUGUACUCAGGAUCUUUUAUUUUGUGCAUGGAAAAUGAUUUUAUUUCAGGCAAGGGUGGGUUUUGUGGUACAGUAUCGCAAUAUAAAUUAGUGACUAAAUAUUCAUUAUAAGUGGCACUACCAGCCUACAACAUGAAUCUAGUCACUAAGCCAACUGCCCAUAGUUCUUGGGUGGAAUUUGACAAGUCACUUGUACAUGACGGGAUAUGUAUUUGUUCCUGAAAGCAGCGACAUAAUAUAUUCCGACUGGCUAAGGAAUGAAAAUUCCGUAAUCCAACUGUGGGACUGAGGGUUGUUUUUAUAAUUUAAAAAAACCCCAAUUCCUUGAUGUCCCAUCCUGCUGCAUGAUUCAAACUUCAUAUCCUGCCAGUUUGUUCUUGUGACCCUAACCUCAAUUCUACUAAGGCAAUCCCUAACUACAUCUUCACAGAAGCUAAUGGUUAUCAUGCAAGCAAGCUCUCUAUAAUCUAUCAAUAUCUGAAUCAAUUCGCGCAAACUGGAAACUCUAAGAAAGUCUGGGAUAGGAUGGUGGAUCUGGUAUAUUUCUUAAUCAUAGAAAAUAGGAUCUGAGUUUCCAUUUUGCCAAGCUUAUCCUUAAUUCUAGAAUAAAAAGUUCAUUAUUAAUGCAUUUAGGCAAAUGUGGAUAUUCCUUAACGAGCUUCCUUAUAAUCUUGUCCAAGUUAGUUAAAAUAUUUUGAGGCUUUGUUUAAAACCAAGGAGUAGCGAAAUGGGGGGACGAAGUAAGUUUUAAAUAACUCAACCUUCUGGGUUGGCUUAAGCCUCACCUUCAGGACAUUUUUGACCCUAUCCCUUGAGCUUACCACUCCACUUUCUUUUCUGUUCAAAGAAAUUUCACCUUUGAAGAUGGGUCUACCGAGGGCUUUUCCCUCCCCAGAAUGAAUGAAUCCUGACGUAACCUUUGCACUGUACUUGUCACGUGGCUCUUCCUGUGUAAUAUUUGUAUGUCUCUUUCAGCAGCUACUGGUUAUAUUGAAACCAACUAAGCAUGUACAGUUUGUAAUGAUGUGUUUAGUCUGAUUUAUUAAAUACAUUACAU
Messenger RNA from Pristis pectinata (smalltooth sawfish), 6884 nucleotides. RefSeq names its product G protein-coupled receptor kinase interacting ArfGAP 2a (gene git2a). Gene Ontology annotation, biological process: brain development; regulation of ARF protein signal transduction. Gene Ontology annotation, molecular function: protein binding; GTPase activator activity. NCBI's taxonomy places the organism in Eukaryota, Metazoa, Chordata, Chondrichthyes, Rhinopristiformes, Pristidae. Bases 353 to 2755 code for a protein of 800 amino acids. The record is from RefSeq and is a predicted model, not a curated record. The transcript is spliced from 21 exons.